CACGCCAAUAGAGCAAGCACUACUGGUUAAUGAAUUAAGCAUUAACCAGUGCAACUGAAUAUCUCUAGCCUGCCGGUUGGCAUAUACGAGCUGAUACGGGCAUACAUGGCUGCGAGCAAGCCUGCUGCUACCGCUGAUCCUGGCAAGCAGGAGAUGGGCGCCUUCGAGCCCUGCGUGUGGGGCGACUUCUUCGUCACCUACAACCCUCCCCUCUCACAGAGCUUGGAGAGGAGCAUGCGCGAGAGGGCGGAACAGCUCAAGGACCAAGUGCGCGGCCUGUUCGAGGACGGUGAGGACAGGAGCGUGGCUGAUGUGGUCACACUGGUGGAAACGCUCGAGCGACUCGGCAUCGACUACCACUUCCGCGGCGAGAUCGGCACCGCCUUACGGCGCAUCCUGAACGAGGAGCCCGAGCAUGGAACUACCUCCCCCCACGACCUCCACGUCGCCGCUCUUCGGUUUCGUCUACUUAGGCAGCAUGGCUUCUGGGUAUCUGCAGAUAUAUUUGACAAGUUCAAGGACGAGACUGGAAAUUUCAGCCCGAGCCUACGCAAUGACCCGGUGAGCCUGCUGAGCCUUUACAAUGCAGCGCAUAUGGCGACACCUAGCGAGGACACACUAAACGAUGUCAUCGUCUUCUCGAGGUACCACCUCGAGGUAUUGAGAAACAAGCUUAGGCCACCAAUGGCGGAACAAGUCUCACGUGCCCUCGACAUCCCUCUCCCACGGACAGUGGGGCGGCUGGAAACAAUGAACUACAUAAGGGAGUAUGAGCAGGUGGAGUUAAACAGCGGACCGCUGUUGGAGCUCUCCAAGCUUGAUUUCGAGCUGGUCAGGUCCCUUCACCUCAAGGAGCUCAAGGCUCUAUCUUUGUGGUGGAGAGAUCUUUACGACCAUGUAAAGCUAAGCUAUGCUCGGGAUCGUCUAGUGGAGAACUAUUUCUGGGCCUGCAGUGUGUUCCAUGAGGAGGAGAGCUCUCGCACACGACUGAUGUUUGUCAAGACGUUCGGUCUGCUAUCCCUGAUGGAUGACACCUACGGUGUCCACGCGACCCUGGAGGAAUGUUGUAAACUCAAUGAAGCUAUACAAAGAUGGGAUCGAAGCGCGGCAUCUAUUCUACCUGAAUAUCUGCAUACGUUUUACAUCAAAUUGCUGGAUAACAUCAAAGAGUUUGAGGACACUUUGGGACCACACGAGAAGUACCGUCUAUCUUACGCCGAGGAAGCGAUCAAGUCAUUGUCUGAAUAUUACCUCCAUGAGGCCAAAUGGUCCAACGAAAAGUAUGCCCCCAGCUCCAAGGAGCACCUAGAGGUGUCACACAUGUCGUUGGGAUUCCCCACACUGGCCAUAGUGAUGCUCAUGGGUGUGGACAACACAGCAACCAAGAAGGCGUUCGACUGGGCAGUCAAUGUCCCUAACAUUGUCCGCGCAAGCGGGCAGAUCACUCGCUUUCUCAAUGACAUCGCUUCUUACAAGAUGGGGAAGACCAACAACAAGGAUGUGGCCAACUCCGUGGAGUGCUACAUGAAGGAGCACCUCGUUGCGGGGGAGGAGGUUGUGGCAGUGAUCUCAGCGUUGGCUGAGGACACGUGGAGGAUGAUGAACCAGGCUUGUAUGGAGAUAGAACCAGCACUAUUGCCAGCGGCACAACUUGUGGUAAACUUGACAAAGAUGCUAGAAGUCAUAUACCUCGGUGGUAGGGAUGGCUACACAUUUGGUGGUGACCUCAAGAGCCUCAUCACCGGGCUCUUUCUCAAGCCAAUCGUUGUCGGUUAAAUUAUCACUCGUGCAGUUUGGUGGAUUGUUUAGAUUGUACUUUGGAUAGUUUUGAUGAUGUUUUCAACAAAAUGGAAGGGAACAAAUAAUAGGUCUCACGCGUGAUGGUGGUAUAUUUUCUGGCCAAGCAACCCGCAAGGCUAGAUGUCUACAGUGUUAGGUUGGAGACCUAAGUGAUGCUGGACAAAGAGUGUGAUUAUGAUCUACAGAAAUGAUUUGAGAUAGGGAAGUCAUAAGACAGCAUGAAUAACGCGUUCAUCAUUGCUCCAGUAAAGAAUGCUCAUGUCAAUACAUAAUCCUGACCCGUCCAUCUCUUUUUCCAGGGACGAGUGACGCGUGCAUCAUUAUUGGGCAAUCAGAAUUAGCAGGCAUUGUUGUGUGUGUUCAUCAUUUUUUUUUAGUUUUGAGGCAUGGAUAUACGGCUAAGUACUCAAGAAGUGUUGGGAAACCGGAGCCAUGUGUGGGUGUGACUGGAGGCCAAGUCGUGACGCAUCUCCUAGCCCCUCUAGUGCUCCACACCUGAUGUUAAGUGGGUACUCAUCCCUUCACCUCCUACCCCUAUAUAUUUAGAUGAAGAGCAAUCAUUGUACGUGAGUUCAUCACA
Messenger RNA from Triticum urartu, 2380 nucleotides. Its product is annotated as eudesmanediol synthase-like. Gene Ontology annotation, molecular function: magnesium ion binding; terpene synthase activity. Gene Ontology annotation, biological process: diterpenoid biosynthetic process. The record is from RefSeq and is a predicted model, not a curated record. Lineage: Eukaryota; Viridiplantae; Streptophyta; Magnoliopsida; Poales; Poaceae.